Trametes versicolor FP-101664 SS1 is the source of this 1434-nucleotide messenger RNA. Its product is annotated as MFS general substrate transporter. NCBI's taxonomy places the organism in Eukaryota, Fungi, Basidiomycota, Agaricomycetes, Polyporales, Polyporaceae. The record is from RefSeq and is a predicted model, not a curated record. Bases 1 to 1434 code for a protein of 477 amino acids. Gene Ontology annotation, biological process: transmembrane transport. The transcript is spliced from 9 exons. Gene Ontology annotation, molecular function: transmembrane transporter activity.
AUGACUGUCCACUCGUCGCCACACCGCCGCAAUAGAAGCAGGCCAACCCCGCUGCCCAAGGCCCAGCUCGCCAUUAUAUACGCCAUUAAACUUACGCUUCCCAUCGCAAACACCCAAACGAUGCCCUACUACAAUAUCCUCAUAGAGAAGCUGGCAGCCUCUGAAGGUGCAGAGACAGGCUACUACAGCGGUCUCGCACACAGUGCCUUCGCUAUCGCGGGGUUCAUCAGCAUGUUCUUCUGGGGGCGUGUCUCCGAUAGGUGGGGUCGUGUACCCGUCAUCUUCUUGGGCACCGCGGGGACCGCAGUCUUCACGCUGCUUUUUGGACUAUCCACGACCUUCAGCUCGGUGCUCAUCAAUCGCAUGCUAGCGGGAUUCUUCCACAGCAUCACCGGCGCUAUCCACUCCGUGGUCGGGGAACUCUCCGACGAGACGAAUCAGUCAACCGCAUUCCCGCUCUACGACAUCGUCUCGGCGCUCGGAUUCGUUAUUGGCCCCCUGAUCGGAGGGACAUUCGCCGAUCCCGCGAAAGAGUGGCCAGACGUGUUUACGAACCCGCUCUGGAAGACGUACCCGUACCUCCUCCCAUGCCUCAUCACCACCGGUGUCUCGACUGUCGCCGCCCUGCUCUCCGCGUUCGCCCUCCAAGAGACCCUGCCCGGAAAGCGCAAGAACAAGUCCCCUGUGCUCGAGGAAGAGCCCCUGCUCGGGCCCGAGUCCUCCGCGACGGUGAUUGACGUUCCACCGACGCUCGAGGACCUGCAGCCGCUCAGCGUGCGCCACCUGCUCUCGAUCCCCGUCCUCCGCGCGGUCAUCGCGUCCAGCGGCGCGCUCGGGCUCGCCGGCUCCUGCUUCACCAACAUCUUCGUCCUCAUGGCGUACACGCCCAUUCGCCAGGGCGGGCUCGCCUUCUCCCCCGCUCAAAUCGGACGCGCGAUCUCGAGCAUGGGCGCGGUGUCGAUCCUGCUCAAACUCUGCAUGCCGAAGCUCCUGCGGCGCUUCGGCACGCUCGGCAUGUUCGACUUCGCCAUGCUCGCCUGGAUGGCGACGUUCGCCGCCAUGCCCCUCGCGUCGCUCGUCGCGCAGAGCGCGGCCGCCGCGGGCGUGCCGCUGCUGCGCGAGGCGUCGACGCGUGAGUGGGUCGCCGUCGCGGUACCGCUGUUCCUCUCGCGCUUGGGGUGUCUUGCGUUUUCGAUUAUCAUGAUCCUUACGAGGGACCACGCGCCCGGCUCCGCGUCGCUGGGCACCGCGAACGGGCUUGCGGAGCUCGCGCAGUCGCUCGCGAGCACGGUCGGGCCGACAUUCGCGAGCUCGCUCUUCGCGGUCUCCGCGUCGAAGCAUCUCCUAGGUGGACACCUCUGGGUCUUGUUCAUGUUAUUACUCUCCGUGUUCAACUGCUGGGUCGCGCGACGCAUCCGGCAUUAUCGCGACUGA